Messenger RNA from Symbiodinium pilosum, 178 nucleotides. The record is from the annotation of a GenBank genome assembly. NCBI's taxonomy places the organism in Eukaryota, Dinophyceae, Suessiales, Symbiodiniaceae.
GCUCCUCUUCAAGACGGUAGUUGCCGGGGACAGCUGGGGUGAGAUCGCUGUGCCCGUCAUCCAGUCACAUCCAGAGACGGCCUUCAUUUUCGUGGGCUCGUCCCUGACCAUCGUCUUCGGCGUUUUGAACCUCAUUGUAGCUGUGAUCGUGGACACUUUCGCAGAGGCAAGGUCCAAC